Manacus vitellinus (golden-collared manakin) is the source of this 2458-nucleotide messenger RNA. Its product is annotated as lysosomal alpha-glucosidase. Lineage: Eukaryota; Metazoa; Chordata; Aves; Passeriformes; Pipridae. Bases 32 to 2209 code for a protein of 725 amino acids. The record is from RefSeq and is a predicted model, not a curated record. Gene Ontology annotation, molecular function: carbohydrate binding; alpha-1,4-glucosidase activity. Gene Ontology annotation, biological process: carbohydrate metabolic process. The transcript has 17 exons.
AAGAGUGAAGAGAUCAGUUUUUGAUGGGCAAAUGGAUCCCAGUGGGUCCCAGCAUCCCCUCUUGACCCCCUCUUUUCCUCAAUGUAACCUUGGCAGGCUCAACACCACUGUGGCCCCCUUGAUCUUCGCUGACCAGUUUCUCCAGAUAUCCACAUCGCUCCCAUCCAGGUUCCUCUAUGGACUGGGGGAGCACCGUGGCAGCCUCCUGCACAGCCUGGACUGGAAUACCCUCACUCUGUGGGCACGCGACGUCGCUCCCACGGAAUCAUUCAACCUCUACGGCGCUCACCCCUUCUACCUGCUGAUGGAGGAGGGCGGAGAUGCUCAUGGGGUUUUCCUUCUCAACAGCAACGCCAUGGAGGUGGCCCUGCAGCCUGCUCCGGGCCUGACCUGGAGGACCAUUGGAGGGGUGCUGGAUUUUUAUGUCUUCCUGGGGCCCGAUCCCAACAUGGUCAUCCAGCAGUACCAGCAGGUGAUAGGUUUCCCAGCCAUGCCACCCCUCUGGGCUCUCGGCUUCCACCUCUGCCGCUGGGGCUACGGAUCCAGCAAUGGGACCUGGCAGACCGUGAGAGCCAUGAGGAACUACCAGAUCCCCCAGGAUGCACAGUGGAAUGACAUCGAUUACAUGGAUGGGUACCGGGACUUCACCUUCGAUUCCCAGAAAUUUGCCUCCCUCCCCUCGCUGGUGGAAGACCUCCACAAACAUGGGCAGCGCUACGUUAUGAUCUUGGAUCCUGGCAUCAGCAGCACCAACCCUCAGGGCUCCUACUGGCCUUUUGAUGAAGGCUUGAGACGGGGCUUGUUCCUCAACACCACCCAAGGGCAGCCGCUAAUCGGGAAGGUCUGGCCUGGUUAUACUGCCUUUGCAGACUUCUCCAACCCAGACACGCACCAGUGGUGGCUGGAGAACUUGCAGCACUUCCAUGCCCAUGUGCCCUUCGAUGGCCUCUGGAUCGACAUGAAUGAGCCAUCCAACUUCAUGGAUGGGUCUGAAGACGGCUGCCCCCCAGGAGAGCUCGACAGCCCACCCUACACUCCAGCCGUGCUGGGCGAUUCCCUCUCCUCCAAGACAGUGUGUGCCUCAGCAAAGCAGAAAGCCUCAGUGCACUACAACCUCCACAACCUCUACGGGCUGAUGGAAGCCAAAGCCACAGCGAGUGCCUUGAUCCAGAUCCGGGGGAAGCGUCCCUUCAUCAUCUCCCGCUCCACCUUCCCCAGCCAGGGCCGCUACUCAGGGCACUGGCUGGGAGACAACCGGAGCCAGUGGAAGGACAUGUAUUACUCCAUCCCAGGGUUGCUGAGCUUCAGCCUCUUCGGCAUCCCGCUGGUGGGGGCGGACAUCUGCGGCUUCUCCGGCAGCACCUCGGAGGAGCUCUGCACCCGCUGGAUGCAGCUCGGUGCCUUCUACCCCUUCGCUCGCAACCACAACACCCAGAACGAGAAGGCCCAGGACCCGACGGUGUUCAGCCCUGCGGCCAGGACGGCCAUGAAGGACGUGCUGCUGACCCGAUACUCCCUCCUGCCCUUCCUCUACACCCUUUUCCACCAUGCCCACCUGCAAGGGGACACUGUCGCUCGGCCCUUGUUCUUUGAGUUCCCCCAGGAUGUGGCCACCCUGGGGCUGGACAGGCAGUUCCUGUGGGGCCGGAGCCUGCUGGUGACACCGGUGCUGGAGCCCGGGGUGGACUCGGUCACAGGCUACGUCCCCCAAGGCACGUGGUACGACUUCUACACGGGCUCCUCAGUGAACAGCAGUGGGGAGAUGUUGAAGAUGUCAGCCCCCCUGGAGCACCUCAACCUGCAUAUCCGGGAGGGUUCCAUCCUGCCCACCCAGAAACCAGGGACCACCAGCGAGGCGACUCGAGGGAACCCCCUGCGCCUCAUCGUGGCUUUGUCCUCGAGUGCCACUGCCUGGGGGGACCUUUUCUGGGAUGAUGGCGAGAGCCUGGACACCUUCGAGCGGGGCAGCUACUCCUACCUGGUGUUCAAUGUCACGCAGAACAUCUUCACCUCCACCGUCCUCCAUGCCAGCACUGAGGCCACCAAUGUCACCAUUGGCACACUGAGCAUCUUUGGGGUGCAGAAGCCACCCAGCAAGGUCCUUCUGAAUGGCCAGGAGAAGCCCUUCUCCUACCUGGACAACCAGGUUCUCACUGUGAGUGACCUCGGCAUCAGCCUCAGCCAGGGCUUCUCCCUGCAGUGGCUGUGAGCAGGGGGCCAUGGGGUCACCCAUCCGUCCAGGAGAUGCUUGAUGCUCCAGCCCCUGAAGCUGGGAUGCUGCUGUGGAGGAGGCGUUGGGGACUGUCACCUGCUGCCAUGUGUCCCCCCCCAGGCUGGGGACAGGGGUGUGGGAUGGGGGCUUGGCCCUCAGGUGCCUCCCGCGUGGCCCCAGGUGGGUGGUGUGGGUGGAGGUGUGGGCACCCACGGUCCCUGCUGCAAUAAAGGCACGUGGAGAGCU